AUGAAAGAUGAGAUCCAAGGUGUGUCAUCAAUGAAAGAUGAGAUCCAGGGUGUGUCAUCAAUGAAAGAUGACAUCCAAGAUGCGUCAUCAAUGAAAGAUGAGAUCCAAGGUGUGUCAUCAAUGAAAGAUGAGAUCCAAGGUGUGUCAUCAAUGAAAGAUGAGAUCCAAGGUGUGUCAUCAAUGAAAGAUGAUGUCCAAGAUGUUCCACCAAUGAAAGAUGAGAUCCAAGUAAUGUCAUCAAUGAAAGAUGAUAUCCAAGGUGUGCCAUCAAUGAAAGACGAGAUCCAAGGUGUGUCAUCAAUGAAAGAUGAGAUCCAAGGUAUUUCAUCAAUGAAAGAUGAUAUCCAAGGAGUGCCAUCAAUGAAAGAUGAUAUCCAAGGUGUGCCAUCAAUGAAAGAUGGGAUCCAAGGUGUGUCAUCAAUGAAAGAUGAGAUCCAAGGUGUGUCAUCAACGAAAGAUGAGAUCCAAGACGUGUCAUCAAUAAAAGAUGAAAUCCAAGGUGUCUCAUCAAUGAAAGAUGAUAUUCAAGAUCCAAGAAGUGUCAUCAAUGAAAGAUGA
This is a messenger RNA of Saccoglossus kowalevskii, 558 nucleotides long. Its product is annotated as leucine-rich repeat and coiled-coil domain-containing protein PF07_0014-like. NCBI's taxonomy places the organism in Eukaryota, Metazoa, Hemichordata, Enteropneusta, Harrimaniidae. The record is from RefSeq and is a predicted model, not a curated record.